Molecule: messenger RNA, 1477 nt
Organism: Lepus europaeus (European hare)
Lineage: Eukaryota; Metazoa; Chordata; Mammalia; Lagomorpha; Leporidae
Gene: RNF224
Product: ring finger protein 224
Exons: 2
Coding region: 165-1001 (278 amino acids)
Source: RefSeq, a predicted model, not a curated record
GCUGAAAGGGGAGCCCACCCCGCCCGCCCACAUGCCCACAGCCGCUGCUGCUUCCCUGCUGACUCCCUGUGCAGUGCCGGUAACGCGAGCCAGGAGAGAGCCCUGGGCCCCACCCCUCCUCCAGCUCUGGCUGGGCACAAGCCACCGGGCGGAGCGGAUGCAGGAUGCUGAAGCCCCAGGGCCCCCGAGCCUCAGAGGAGGGGCCGACCCCCAGGCCGCGGCGGAAUGAGUGCAUCGUCUGUUACUCGGCCUACGACCUCUCGGGGCGCCUGCCCCGCCGCCUGUACUGUGGCCACACCUUCUGCCAGGCGUGCGUGCGGCGGCUGGACACGCCGGGCCAGGAGCAGCGCUGGAUCCCCUGCCCGCAGUGCCGCCAGAGCACGCCCAUGCCCCGCGGAGGGGUGGCCAUGCUGGACCUCGACCUGGCCGCCUUCCUGGCCAUGAAGGCCGAGCGGGAGCCCUCGAGGGUGGAGCCGCAGCCCCCCGGGCCUCUCAAGGGUGGCACAGCUGUCACACAACAGCCAGCCGGGCUCCGCCCCUCCUGGGGCCCCCAGCCCAGACGCUGCUGCUGCUGCUGCUGCUGCUGCUGGGGACCCCCCGGGCAACCCCGAGGUCUGAGCUGUGGCCACUCCCACCCUGGCGGAGGACCUGCUGCCUGGGGCAGUGCUCAUGUGGAACCACCCUGUGCACGGUGCCCCGGGCACAGCCCCCCGUGGAGACCCCUGGGCCGCCAACAGGUCUGGGGCUGUAGAGCCUUGAGACCCCACAAGAAGAGCCUUCUCCCCUCCCUGCAGGAACCCCAGGCCCCCAAGCUGGCCUGUGUGUGGCCCGGGGACAUGGCCAUCAGGGUUGCCUGCAGACUGGCUCAGGCCUGGACUUCACUCAGGACAGACAGGGUCCCAGGCGCAGGACCGGGGCCAGGCCACGCCGUCCCCACUCCCAUAAAGCAUCAGCAGGGAGUGGGCAGGGAGGCCUGGCCAGGCCACCGACGUCACCCCUGACCUGCCGGCCGCCCCGUGCGGCGCAUCCACUCAGCCGUGUUCACUGGGCUCCCACCACGCCAGGCGCCGUCCCCUGCACACACAAAGGCACCAGGGAGAGAGCCGGGGGCAGGCCCGACUCCGAGGCCCCGGAGGGUCGGGAUCCGCUGAGGUCUCGCUGGUCAGCUGAGCUGGCCCCUGCUCCCGGCACCUGCCGGCCGCCACCACUCAGACGCUUCAGAGCGGCCGGCACCGACAGGCCCCAUCCCCUCGGGAAAGAGCUGCCCCCGGGAGCCCCGGGCAGUGGGGAGUGGGAUGGGCGGGGAGGGAAGGGAAUUUGCUGAACAGACACUCGGGAACCUCCCCCCUGGGCCAAAGUCCCCCAGUGUCCAGUGAGGGGCUGGCAGUGGGCAGCGCGGGGUGCUGUGAGGGAGGGGCUGGCCCGAGGGGGGCAUCCCAGCAGCUACGGGCGGUCAGGGCUCGGCUGGGAGCAGCGU